AUGGCCGCCGCCGCAGACGCGCCCGCCGAGGCCGCCGCCAUCGCGCGGCGCCUGGCCUCCUGCAACACGGGCACCCGGGAGCUCGCGCUUCGCUACCUCCUCUCCGACUUCCUCCCCGCCUCCGCGCCGCGCCUCUCCGCCACCGACCUCCUCAAGCUCUGGAAGGGCCUCUUCUUCUGCUUCUGGCACGCCGACAAGCCGCUCUACCAGAGCUCCGUCGCCACGCGCCUGGCAUCCGCGGUCUCCGCGCCGCCGUCUCCCGCCAACGGCGCCGCCUUCCUCGCCGCCUACCUCACCACGCUCCGCCGCGAGUGGGCCCACAUCGACGUCCACCGCCUCGACAAGUUUUACCUCCUCAACCGCCGCUUCCUCCACCACGCCUUCCUGCUCCUCAGCGCCAAUUCCUUCGCCCCCGACGUCACCUCCCAGGUCGUGUCCGUCCUGUCGGAUAAGGCCCUGCUCCCGGAAGCCGAUAACGUCGCCGCAGGCACCUCCCGGGGCCUCGGGUACCAUGUCGCCGAGGCGUUCCUUGACGAGCUCUUGCCCGUGCUCCCUGUCAGCCUGGAGACGAUGGACGCCCUGCUGGCUCCGUUCUUCACUGUACUGGAGAAGUCGACUGAUCGGGUGAUGGUGAGUAAGGUGAAGGCAGGCGUAUUUGAGAGGUUACUGGAGAGCGGCAGUCGGUUGCUUGAGACGGUGAAGAAAGGGAGGAGCAAGAGGUUCCUGGAUAUUGGUGCAAAGGCAGAGACGGUGCAAUCGAACCGGAAGGUGGUCUUUGGGUUGAGGGAUGCAUUUGUGAAGAUCGAGAAGGGUUUGCAGCUAUCUGGUCUUGAGAUCACUAUGCCAAAGUUUGAGGCUGCUGAGGUGCCAGUGCUACCAAAUGCAGGCGAGGAAAAGAUGGGUGAUGGCACUGACGGCAUUACAUUUGAUGAGACAUUAAAGUCCAAUCUUCAGAAGCAGUUUGAGAUGGCUGCAGCAGAAGCUGCGAAGGUAAUCUUCUUGCCGGGAUGGAGAGAAGAGUGUACUUGGUUUCCUGAUGCACCCCUUUCUUUCCUGAACUGCCCAUCUUGCAGCCACGGUUGCAGCACUGCAAGGAGCGCGGCCCCGGCGAGGGGCGCCGGCGGCCUGGGCCUCGGGUUCGCGCCCUCCUCGUGCGACCGCUGCCGCUCGGGGCUCAGCAGCUCCGCGGUGGGCGCGCUCCCGGUGGUCCGGUUCGGCGACGGCGACGCCGACGCCGGCCGCGCCACCGAGUGCGCCGUGUGCCUGGGCGCCUUCUACGCCGCCGAGCUGCUCCGCGUCCUGCCCGCCUGCCGCCACACCUUCCACGCCGAGUGCGUCGACACCUGGCUGCGGGCGCACUCCACGUGCCCCGUCUGCCGCCGCCGCGUCACCAGGGGCCACGUGGACGUCCCCGAGCCGGAGGAGCUGGCGGCUGGGGCGAGGACGUCGGUGCCCGGCCGGCGGUCGGCGGGCGACGCGGAGGUGCAGGUGGAGGUGGUGGUGCACCGCGCGCGGGACCAGCGGUGGUCCACCGACGGCUUGGUCGGCCGGGUCGCGUACCUCGAGGCCGCCAGGCAUCGGAGGGACGACCUCGGCAUCCUAGUGGUCACCGCCGACGGGUCUCGCAGCUCCCGCAGCGUCGUCAUGCCGCGGUCCUGCUAG
Messenger RNA from Miscanthus lutarioriparius, 1662 nucleotides. NCBI's taxonomy places the organism in Eukaryota, Viridiplantae, Streptophyta, Magnoliopsida, Poales, Poaceae. The record is from the annotation of a GenBank genome assembly.